Messenger RNA from Marchantia polymorpha subsp. ruderalis, 997 nucleotides. The record is from the annotation of a GenBank genome assembly. NCBI's taxonomy places the organism in Eukaryota, Viridiplantae, Streptophyta, Marchantiopsida, Marchantiales, Marchantiaceae.
GUCACCUCGUGAUCUCCCCGACUCUCUAUAAAUUCAUUCGCCCUGCCACCCUCUACACCCAUCGACUCGACCACUCGAGCUCAGCUCAUCUCAUCCUAUCUCAGCUCAGCUCAGCUCAUCGAUCACUCACUCACCAGGAAAUCCUCGGCGCAUUCUUCUCAGAGGUCGAGCGAAGAUGGAGAGGUCUGCAGCAGCGAAGGUCUUGGGGCUGGUGAUUGCGCUGCUGUGCGUGGUGGAUCUGGGGCAGGUCGCAGGGCGGAAGGCCGCCGAGGAGAUCGUUCUGUACGUGCACGAGAGCAGGGUCCCCCCGGAGCCGACGCUGGUGACGGUGGUGACGGCGACGGGCAAUCUGAGCCAGAUCGGGUUCGGGACCAUGCAGGUGUUCAGCAACGUGCUCAAGGACGGCGCGAGUCCGUCGUCGGCCACCAUCGGCGUGGAGCCGGGCUUCGUGACUAUCGGCAAGCAGAACAUCUUCAUCAGCUACACCUUCACCCUCAGCACGCCGUCCUACAACGGCACGCUCGCCGUCCAGGGCGCCUUCGCCCUCAACGUCUGGCCGCGAGAAUUCGCCGUCGUCGGCGGCACCGGCAAAUUCCGCUUCGCCAACGGCUACGACGUCAGCGAGAUCGUCGACGACUCCAACCCCGCCAACUACGUCACCGUCCACAGGAUCUUCCUCAAGUACCUUUGAGGACGACGACGACGAUCGGUGACUCUGAUCUGCUCCCCUUUGCGCUGGGCGAUUCGACGCAUUCGGGUUUUCGUUUAGGAACAUAAGAUUAGAAGAUUGCGGAGGGGCGAGCCAUUCGAGGCUCUGCCCUCUCCGGAGAAAGGUUAUCGAUUUUUGGGAAGAUAUUGUGGUCGGCCAGCUAAGCUGAAGCCGAAAUAAAGCGCAGUGGCAUGCGACAGUCGCUGCUGGUUGCUGCGUUGAAACUCACUCUGUGUUCGUGAUGAAAGUAAAGAAAAGACGGGAUUCGAAGAAAAUGUGAUCGGUGUG